Pseudo-nitzschia multistriata is the source of this 995-nucleotide messenger RNA. The record is from the annotation of a GenBank genome assembly. NCBI's taxonomy places the organism in Eukaryota, Bacillariophyta, Bacillariophyceae, Bacillariales, Bacillariaceae.
CCCACCAACGCAUACUAUACUAGUAGACUAAGGGGAUCUGGGAAACUAAGCAGGGGACUCGUUACGGAGGCUGUUUGGUGUAAACCAAACAGUCCCAAUAUGUCGGAAAAACACGUUUUCGAGCUCUAUGCCUGUAGCAUGAUAAUCMCAGCGGAUACUUUGUUCCUCAUUGGGCUAAAAAAAAACCUAGAGCAAUGCACCGACGCUUGCUGGAAACACAAGCAAAGGAGUUGUACGACAUUGUUCUUUCUGCAUCCGACGAGAGCAAAAUCAAGCAGGGUUUCGAUCGGGGUUUCACCACUUGGAGCUUCCUAACAGUCCAUCUACCCGACGUUGACGCGAAGUCCUUUUUGUUCGUGCUCGCAUUCGUCUACACCGGCAAAGUGCCGCGCAGAACAGACGAGGUUCUUGCAAGGAACAUCCUCCGAGAGGCCGAUCGCUUUGGGUGCAAAACUCUCGAGUUCUAUGCAGAAUCCACCCUGGUCGAGAAGUUUCUUGCCCCACCGGUGGCUGCGGGCUUGUUGCUGCUGGCGGAUUCUCAUUCGUGUGCUCUAUUGUAAGAAGCAGCAAUGGAAUUGUAUCCCGAGAAACCACGGGAGGUGACCGAUGGCAAAGACUGGUGCCGCGUCGAAGAAACAGAAUCCACAACGUUGUUGUCGGAACUCUUGCGGUACACCAACCCGGGCCGAUGCAAACACCACCAACACGGGGGAAAUUCGAUAGACACUAUCAUAGUGACCGAGCUGCGACAGAAGCUGCUCGAAGUCGAGGGUGACAGUGGCAUUGAUGGAAGCCGAGAGGUGUUGAUGAGGCGUUUGAAAAAUAUUGAAUAGGCUGAUCCGAAAGAUACCAACUUGCGCCGUCGUUAUUUGUUGACUGUCACAGCGCGAUUGAAUAAACAAGCCUUUUCGAUCGGUCAGAGAUAUAGCAAUGCGAUAGAGGAGGGUGUUUUUCUAAAAUGCCUUGUAGUAACCAUUACUUAAAAUUAUAGAUUG